Molecule: messenger RNA, 2478 nt
Organism: Misgurnus anguillicaudatus (oriental weatherfish)
Lineage: Eukaryota; Metazoa; Chordata; Actinopteri; Cypriniformes; Cobitidae
Gene: mtcl3b
Product: MTCL family member 3b
Biological process (GO): regulation of autophagy
Source: RefSeq, a predicted model, not a curated record
GGUCCAUUAGAUGACAUGAUAAGCUCUGCCGCAAGUGGCGCUGCGGAUUUCCCACCGUCUGCGGACAGCGGUGACGGGAGGAGGCGACCGCGCACUCCAUCACCCGGACAAACCCCAUCCACACCGGCGUCCAGACUCAGCGGCAGCCGCUCCUCAUCAAGCACCGCGCCGAGGCCCGGAGGAAAAGGAAGCAGAGAACCCGAGAGAGAUCAUGCGCGUUUGGUGAGGGUUCGAGGCGCGGCCGCUGUUCGUGGUGCUGAAACUGGGGCGGGGACGGAUGCGGUUUGGGAAACCGAGGAAAGGAUCGAACGCCCUCCGCAAUCGGACUCACGUCGCUCGCUGCGUUUACCGUGCGUCAGGAGAGACGCGUCGCAGGAGCAGAGCGGCGCUGUUGUGAGGGGGAGAGCGAGAGAAAGCGAGGCCGCUGCGGGCGGAGAGUACGUGGGCUGCGGGCCGGCCUUCUGUCUGCAGACCGAACUCAUUCACUUUCACAUCAACAAGCGCUUCAGGAGAGUCGGCAGGAUGCAGCGCAACGCAUCAGAAGAGACGCGGCCGGGAUCCGACGCGCAGGCCGCUAGCGUGACCGCCGAGUCCGUGACACAGCAGAAUGAAAACCUGCAGGAUGAGAUCGAGAGACUGGAGGAUGAAAACGAGGAGCUUAAGAAUGAAAUCGAGGAGAUGCGGACUGAGAUGGAAGAGAUGCGCGACACCUUUUAUGAGGAGGACACCUGUCAGUUACAAGACAUGCGGCGUGAGCUGGAGCGAGCCAACAAGAACUGUCGCAUCCUGCAAUACAGACUUCGCAAAGCUGAACGCAAACGUCUGCGCUACGCACAGAGCGGCGAGAUCGAUGAGGAUCUGCUGAGGAGCUUAGAGCAAGACUUGAAGGUUGCCAAGGAUGUUUCUGUAAGACUUCACCACGAGCUGGAGAACGUGGAGGAGAAACGAACAAAGACUGAAGAAGAAAAUGAGCGACUUAGACAGAAACUUAUCGAGGUGGAAGUCACCAAACAAGCUCUGCAGAAUGAGCUGGACAAAGCCAAAGAGUCUCAGAAACGAAGAGGCAGCAAAGACGCCCAAAAGCCUGAGAGGAAGAUUCAGACUCCUACAGAGGAGGACAACGAUGACUUAAAGUGCCAACUAGCCUUCAUCAAAGAAGAAGCUACUUUGAUGAGAAAGAAAAUGGCAAAGAUCGACAAGGAAAAGGAUCGCUUAGAACAAGAAUUAAAUAAGUAUCGCUCCUUCUAUGGAGAUCUGGACAGCCCCCAUCCAAAGGGAGAAGCCGGUGGUCCUCCCACGACCCGAGAAUCGGAGCUGAAACUCCGCUUGCGAUUGGUGGAAGAGGAGGCCAACAUCCUGGGCCGCAAAAUCGUCGAGCUGGAGGUGGAGAACCGUGGCCUGAGGGCGGAGCUGGAGGAUCUCAGAGGGGAUGAGUCAUCCAACGGGGGUCUGUCCGGAGCAGAGGGAGGAAUGGGGCGCGAGCAGGGGUCCGAGGUGUCGGAACUUAGACAGCAACUCCAGCUGGUGGAGGAUGAGGCAGAACUUCUCCGGAAUAACCUGGCAGAUGUAGAGGAGCAGAAUAAGAGGGUGACGGUCGAAUUGAACAAGCUGCGUUUUAAAGAGGGCACAAGGCACGCUUCAGGUGGGAACGCGACGGGUGGAGCCGGAGAUGGCACCAAAAACGAAGCCUUGCAGGAGGAGCUCAAGACCGCCAGAAAGCAAAUCAACGAACUGAGCGGGAAAGUCAUGCAGUUGCAGUAUGAGAACCGCGUGUUGCUUUCCAACAUGCAGCGCUAUGACCUCGCAUCUCACCUAGCCGUCACGCCGCGCGACAGCGAUGCGGAAAGUGACAGCGGUCCUGGAAUUGGGGGACGCAGGGGUAGCGACGACGACUCGUCUUCCUCCCGCCUCCCUCCCCAUCGUAAGCGUGAGGGUCCUGUUGGUGGAGAGAGCGACUCGGAGGAGGUCCGCAACGCUCGCUGCCUCACGCCAACUCGCUCUCUUUAUUCCCCCGACUCUGCCCGCCUGUUUUUGCGCUCCAUACGGGACAGGCAACAGAUGAUCGACAUCCGCUCCGAAGCGGAGCGAUUGGGACGGACCAUUGACCGACUCAUAGCCGACACCAGUAACAUCAUAGCGGAGGCGCGGGUGUUUGUGGCCAACGGGGAUCUUUUCGGCUGUACGGAAGAUGAUGAAGAUGGAGGCCGGAUCAGGGAGCACGAGCUACUUUACCGCAUCAACGCUCAGAUGAAGUCCUUCAGGAAGGAGCUCCAGGGGUUUAUAGAUCGACUAGAACUCCCAAAACCUGAGGAUAGAGAUUCAGAGGAACCAUUGUCUAUGUUUCAGCCCAUCAUUUUGUUUAUCCUCAUAUUAGUCUUGUUCUCCUCACUUUCUUAUGCUACCAUUUUUAAACUUGUGUUUCUUUUUACCCUCUUUUUUGUCCUGUGAUCAGCACCCUUCCUCUCAUUAGCAUAGUUU